CGAUGCACUGUUCUUUGGAGGUGCCGUUAUCAUGGCAUUUUCCCCGACACCUAGAGUUAUCGUUGUUGGGAGGGUAUUUGUUGGUCUUGGUGUUGGAAUGGCUUCCAUGACAGCUCCUCUGUACAUCUCUGAAGCCUCCCCUGCUAGGAUCAGAGGUGCUCUAGUGAGCACAAAUGGGCUUCUCAUCACUGGUGGCCAGUUCUUGGCCUACCUCAUCAAUCUAGCCUUCACUAAGGUGCCAGGGACCUGGCGGUGGAUGCUUGGCAUUGCAGGGGUUCCUGCCCUGGUCCAGUUCGUACUAAUGCUAAUGCUGCCAGAAUCACCUAAAUGGCUCUACAGGAAGGUUGAUAGUAGUAUUUGUUUUUACAAAAAGUAGUUCGUAUACAAGAAUUACUUUGGAUUCAAAUACCACAUCUUUGUCUGUACCUUAUAGAUAGCUACAUAAUAUAGUGAGUCAUUAUCCAAUGCCAACACGAGGAAAGGAUUA
This is a messenger RNA of Zea mays, 487 nucleotides long. Its product is annotated as inositol transporter 4-like. Gene Ontology annotation, biological process: myo-inositol transport; transmembrane transport. The record is from RefSeq and is a predicted model, not a curated record. The transcript has 2 exons. The coding region runs from base 32 to 376 and encodes 114 amino acids. Gene Ontology annotation, cellular component: membrane. Gene Ontology annotation, molecular function: myo-inositol:proton symporter activity. Lineage: Eukaryota; Viridiplantae; Streptophyta; Magnoliopsida; Poales; Poaceae.